This is a messenger RNA of Microplitis demolitor, 7204 nucleotides long. It is a transcript of the gene Cad87A, whose product is annotated as cadherin-87A. Gene Ontology annotation, cellular component: plasma membrane; adherens junction; catenin complex. Lineage: Eukaryota; Metazoa; Arthropoda; Insecta; Hymenoptera; Braconidae. Gene Ontology annotation, molecular function: calcium ion binding; cadherin binding. Bases 446 to 6055 code for a protein of 1869 amino acids. The transcript is spliced from 12 exons. The record is from RefSeq and is a predicted model, not a curated record. Gene Ontology annotation, biological process: homophilic cell-cell adhesion; calcium-dependent cell-cell adhesion; adherens junction organization.
UCAGCUCUAGCCUUUGCCAACUCUCCAGCUUGUCUGGUUGUCCUCCAGCUCCAGUGGCAUUUUACAGCCUUCACUGUACAGUCAGCUCACCCAGCUGUCUAAUAAAUUAUAAAAUAAUAAACAAUUAAUUUUGAAAAUUCACCCGCUAAUUUAAACAUUGUCGUGAUAAAUCAGUAUUACUUAUUACCAAUAAAUUUAAAUAAAUUAUUUAAAUAAAUGUCCCGCCCUUUUAUAUUAUUUAAAUAACAAUACUCGUAUUAUAAAUAGUGUUGUUUAAAAAUACAUACUUUUAAAUAAUUAAAUAACUAAUUAAUUAAUUAAUUAAUUUUAUCAAGUGAUUUAAAUAAUUAAUCAUAAUAAUAAUAAAUAAAAUUUUAAAUAAUAAAUAUGUGUUGGGUUAAAAAGUGAAUUUCUCUUGUGUUGUGAUAACAGAAAAAUAAUUAAGAUGACUGGAUUUUCAUUAAUUACGUUGCGCCUUGGAUUAUUCACCGCCAUUUUAAGUAUUGCCAUAGCUACUGCCAGCAAUAACGUAAAUGAGCCACCGAUAUUCGAUGCGGGUGGUUACCCCCUUGGUCUCCCAAUGUCCGAGGCAACUGCAGUAGGCACCAAAGUAUUCACGCUCAAGGGUCACGAUCCCGAGGGGUCGGAGGUUAAAUAUGGAAUCCAAUCAACUGACAAAUUCACCGUCGAUCCAACAACCGGAAUCAUAACUCUCGCAAAACCAUUAGAUCGGGAGGAAAAUGACACAAUAAAAUUUUUAGUAAGCCUUGAAGAUCGUGUACUUGAAGGCCAACAGCCAAAUAUUGUUGGCGUUGAAGCAUACGUUAUUGUACUUGACGUUAAUGAUAAUCCACCAAAAUUUUCUGGAACUCCUUAUGAAGCAGUUGUCAGUGAGGAUACACCUAUUGGCACAACAAUAUUACCAGGCAUACGUGUAACUGAUCCAGAUUUACUUGGUGAAAAUAUUGAGUUAAUUUGUGUUACACAACCCCAGUUUCCUGACGCCUGUAAUAAAUUUGGUAUUGUUGAUGUGGAGAAGAGUGAAAACACAUAUGUAGGGGCUCUUGUAUUACGUGAGCCACUUGAUUACAAGCAAAGACCCUUCUAUCAAUUAUUAUUACGUGCAAGUGAUGGAACAAACAAUGAAACAACAGGAGUUGAAAUAAAAGUAACAGAUGUACAGAAUAGUCCGCCAGAAUUUCUAAAUUCAUUAACGGGAAUUGUGUAUGAGAAUGCGUCUAUUGGUACACUUGUUAUGACUGUAAAAGCACGGGAUGGCGACCGAGGAAUCCCGCGUAAAAUUGUUUAUGAAUUAGUAACCAAUCCAUUUGAUUACUUCUUAUUGGAUCCAAUCAGUGGUGAAUUGCGCACGGCGAAACCUUUGGACCGUGAAGCUCUUGAAAAUUCAACGGGAGUAUUGAAUCUAAAAAUCAAAGCCCGUGAAGUAGUAAAUGGGGUUCCUGGGGAUGAUGAAACGACAGUUUCGACUGCUGAGGCAACAGUUACGAUAAAAGAUGUGAAUGACGAGCCACCGACAUUCAAUAGACGUGAGUACAGUGUCGAGAUACCAGAAAAUGUCCCAAAUGGUAUGCCUUUACCACAUCUUGAUAUGACUGUCAAAGAUCCUGAUUUGGAUCUUGGAGCAGAGUUUAGUUUAAAGCUCGAAGAUAUUUCCGGUGCGUUUAUGAUCGAACCUCAGCAUGCAACGGGCAGCACGUCUGUAACGAUUCGUGUUUCUAACGCGUCCCUAGAUUACGAAAAUCCGAAUCAGCGUAAAUUUAUCCUCCUUGUUAUCGCGACUGAGGAAAAAACGGCCUCAAAAUUUUCGUCAACUGCCACAGUGACAGUAGCCAUCAAAGAUAUGAAUGACAAUGCACCGUCAUUCAGUAGCGCGACUUACACAGCCAUUGUUUCGGAAACUGCAGCACCGGGUACAAAUAUCGCGACAAUACGCGCUAGCGAUCGUGAUAGUGGACGUUUUGGUACCGCCGGUAUUGUUUACCAAUUAAUGGGCCAAGGUUCCGAGCACUUCAGUGUUGACAAACAUAAUGGUACAAUAAGCGUUGCUGCUUGUCCAUCACCUGGAACCUCACCGUGCUUAGAUUUUGAAGAGCAAAGUGAAUAUUUUCUUAAUUACAAAGCAACUGAUGAUGAUGGAGAAGGUCAAACUACAACCGUUUCAUUGCGAAUAUCUUUAGCUGACUCCAAUGACAGCCCGCCACAUUUUUUGCAGGACAAAUACCGUGCGGUAAUUGAUGAAGGCUCUAAUAAAUUUGAUCCUGAGCUAAAAGUUCAAGCGCGUGAUCGUGAUAAGACUUCCAAAAUCACAUAUUCCAUUGCUGAAGGCAAUGAAAUGGGUUUUUUUAAUAUCGAUUCCAAUAGCGGCGAAAUCACAAUAUCUGACAAUGGGCCAGUUGAUUUGACGAACUCAAGUCAAGAUUGGAUCGCUUUGACUGUGGAAGCCACUGAUGGGACUUACUCAGAUACCGCAGUGGUAAAUGUAACAGUGCGUGAUGUUAAUAACAAUGCACCGGCAUUCUUACAAGACGUUUACACGGCCAGCGUACCAGAAAUAUCGCCUCUAGGGACUGCAGUAGAAGAGCUGGUGGCCACUGACGCUGACAGUGGUGUCAAUGCAGAACUUAAGUAUCGCAUUCAGAAGGGCGCUUUCGAUGAUUUCGUUAUCAAUGAAACUACAGGAUUGGUCACUGUCUCAGGUAAAUUGGAUUACGAUACGCGCAAUGCUUAUCACAUUGAAGUGAUCGUUUUAGAUGGAGGAAUCCCUAGUCUAACAGGAACUGCAACUUUGAUGAUAAAAGUUGAAAACAAUAACAACAAACCACCAAAUUUCGAACCUAUGACCCAGAGAGCCGAAGUGACUGAAGACUCGCCAGUAGGAACUGUGUUUACUAGUCUGAAAGCCAAAGAUCCUGACAGUACUACAGUAGAUGCUUUGAAAUACUCAAUUACUGAACCAAUAACGGCAAUUGACAAAAAUGGUCAGUUGGUAACAAAUGCGACGGCAUUCAAAGACUUCUUUGCCGUAGAUCCCAAGACCGGACAGGUUUCUGUUGUCCGACCACUUGAUCGCGAAGUAGCAGCUACCGUGAGCCUUAAUGUUGUAGUCACUGACACCAGUGCCAAAGUACUUCAGCAAGGGGUCGGAACCCUCGUGGUAACGAUUAUCGAUGUUAAUCACGAAGCGCCCGAAUUCUUGAAACCCUGGACACGUGAAAACCCUAAAUACGUGAUUGAAAUGCAGGAAGAACAACCAACGGGCGCCAUUGUCGGUGCAUUCACUGCCACGGAUGCUGACAGUAAUAUCGCGGGUUACGCUAUCGAACCUCCUAGUUCCUACUUCAAUAUCGACAAUGUCACAGGCAUAGUCCGAACUAGUCAGGUAAUCGAUUACGAAGAGACUAAGUCCCUGGAGUUCAAUGUCGUCGCUUAUGACUCUGGAUUCCCCCAGCUCUCAUCAACCGCCAAAGUUACAGUAAAUGUGAUUAAUGUUAAUGAUCAAGAUCCAAAGUUUGAAAAAGAGUCUUACCAGGUUUCCGUGAAAGAAAAUUCACCUCCAGGCACCCACGUGACCGUUGUCAAGGCAUUAGAUGCUGACGAAGGUGUUUUUGGUGAAGUAAGCUACAGUCUAAUUGGAGAACAUGCUUCGGAUUUCAAUAUAGGCCAUGAUACAGGUGAAAUAACAGUAGGAAGUGCUACGGUGUUAGAUCGUGAAGAAAAGUCUGAGAUGACUAUUACAGUAAUGGCGAGUGAUGGCGGUCCUCUUAAUUCCCGCAGGUCCACGACCGCGCAAGUGGUCAUCAAUCUCGAGGAUGUCAAUGACAACAAGCCGAUCUUCACUCAACACAGCUACCGAGCAUCAGUAGCUGAAAAUCUUCCCAUAAACCCACCGGCGACUAUUCUCCAGGUUCACGCAGCAGAUCCCGACGAGGAUCUUAACGGUGACGUUUGGUAUAAAAUAGUCAGUGGCAAUGAAGACGGUUCGUUUAAUCUCAAUCCCGAAACAGGAUUCCUUUAUCCAGCGGUGAUGCUGGUCGGUCGUGCUGGUAGCUAUCGGAUCGAAGUCGAGGCACGAGAUGGCGCUGGUCAUGGUCCUCAUGCUGAUCGCGCUUACGUCGACAUCCGCGUCAUUCCUGUGAAUCAGCACAAACCAGAAUUCAUUAUGCCCGAAUUGCCGAACGCUACCGUAGAAGUUCCUGAGAAUGCUGGAGUACCAAAUUAUCUUGUCAUGACAGUACGAGCUGUCGAUAAUGACCCAGGUGAAAACGGGCGUAUAAGUUAUCAUCUAAAAGUGGGUAAUCGAAAUGUCCAGGAGAAUGAAGAGUUUUCAAUCGAUUCCGAAACCGGAGAAUUACGUGCCAAAAUAAUUCUAGACCGUGAGGUCAAAAAUAAAUUUGAAUUAGUCUUAGUUGCUACCGAUCAUGGCAGUCCGACUUUCUACGAAACUUUAAGGCUUCUUACUAUUUUAUUGGUUGAUACUAAUGACAAUAUACCGCAAUUUUAUGACGACUAUCAUUUUACGAUCCCGGAAAAUCGACCCAAGGGUUACGUAGUGGGACAAGUAAUGGCCGAAGACAAAGACGAAGGGCGGCAUGCGCGUGUCUAUUAUUACAUUGAAUCGGGCAAUGAAGACCGGUCAUUCUAUAUCGACAAAUCUGACGGGACUAUUUACGCCAACAAAUCAUUCGAUCGUGAAUUACGCGAUAAAUAUAUGCUAACAAUUCUCGCGGCUAAUGAUCCCGACAUUUACAUUAGUGACUCGAAUAAAUUUACAACCGACUACGGACACGUUAACGUGACCAUUAACAUCCUCGAUGAAAAUGACAACCCCCCGGAAUUCGAACGCUCGGAUUAUUAUGCCGGCAUUAAUUCAAUGGCUAAUGUUAAUGAUUUGGUGGCUAAGCUCACUGCUACUGAUCUGGAUCUCGGCGAUAACGGAACCUUACACUAUUACGUUGCUAGUGCUAACUUGUACAAGUACGGAUCGGAUAAACCGUCGGGAUCGAUUGUACCCAGUCCAUUUAAUGUCAGUCAAGAUGGCAAAUUGGUCACCAGUGGAUACAUGGCUGAGUAUAAUCAAGAUAGGUUUAUUGUCGAGGUUAUUGCCAAGGAAACUGCCAGUCCAGAACGUUAUGCGAUGGCUCGUGUUCAUGUAUGGGUUUUCGAGCCAUCACAGCUAAUACGAGUAAUAUUAUCCCGGCCACCUGAGGAAGUUAAUCGUCAACGCGAUGAAAUAGUGACAGAGUUAUCAAACGCAACCCAAAGCCGGGUGGUAGUUGAUGAAAUAAGAUACCACGUUGACUCCUCCGGGCACAUACGUCGCGAGUGGUGCGACAUGUAUCUACACGUCGUCGACACCAAAACUCAAACUAUCACACUAGUACCACAAGUACUCAAGGCAAUCGACGCCAAGUACGACCUUCUCAAAGAAUACUACAGCGGUUUUGCUAUUGAAAAUGUUGUACCGGCGUAUGGAGCAGUACAAGAAGAAUCAUUUGACCCAGCAUUAGCAGCACUCAUUGCACUAUUAGUUGUAUUACUAGUUGGUGCCGUUACUGUAACUGUUGUUUGUUGUUGCUUACGACAUUGGGUCAUCACUGUGCCAAAUGAUAUCCGUAAAAAAGAUGGAUUAAUAAAGAAACAAAUAAUCGAUGAGUUGAAUACUACAGAAAAUCCACUAUGGAUUGAACAGAAAUUAAAACUUUAUGAAGAGCAAGAACUUACAAUGCAAGUAUUCAGUGAACCAGAAGGCGGUUUGACGACAACCAAUGAACGACGCGGCAGUAAUGGUGGCUUAAGUGUCGGAAUAGGUGAUACAUCGCAGGACAAUACUUACGCAACUAUUCAACACCCACUUCAGGGUUGUAAUAGGCAUCGCUCUACAACACCUGAUUAUACGACACUACCGGGCAAUCACAAUUUGUACGAAUCCGCGAUGGGUUUCCAAGGCUCGACAUUCCAACCAUCGACAACAGUCGUGCCUCAAUUGACACUAGACCGUGAUGGUCAACCACAAUUUGUGUCGGGUUUAAUUUAAGAACUUUUUUUUAAUUUUUAACUAAUUGAUAAAAGUAUGCAUUAAUCAAACCAGUGCAUUAAUCAAGUCAUUUUCAUUGUUAAGAAAGCGAUAAAUGGAAUAGAAGAUUAACAUUCAUUUUUUCAUAGUGUCUGGGAUAAAAUGGAUGACUUUUAUUUUUAUGAAAAAAUUAAUUUUCGAGUACUCGGUAAUUAAUUUCGAGUAUUCAUUCUUCCUACUUCAAGCAGGGUAAAAACAAAUAUUUUUAUCAUGGUCAGCAAAUAAUUUCUAGCAGAAUACGUACCCACAAGCCUAUAUAUAAAAUCCAAAAUUUUUAAUCAAAAAUAAAUGGUCCAAAUUUCGAAAAAAAUACAUUUUUUGAAUAUAUCGAUAUGGGUACUCAUUUUACAAGAAAUUUCAAGCCCGUUAACAUAAAAAUAUUUAUUUUUGUCUUGUCACCAACCACGAACACUAAAAUACUUCAAUUACUUAUUUUAUGUAUUCGUUUUACUUGCACUUCAAGUAAGAUAAAAAUAUGUAACUUAACCUUAACCUUAUUCAGAAAAAAAUUUCCAGUAAAAAGAGUACCCACAAGCCCCUAUUCAAAACUCAAAAAUUUUUCUCAAAAUUACAAAAUUAAUUUUCAAAAAAAUAAACUUUUUUUUAAAUAUAUCGAUGUGGGUACUUAUUCGACGGGAAAUUUCAAGCUCUAUAUCAUGAAAAUUAUUAUUUUCUUCCCUCACUUACGAUAUUGUCGAGCAAUCAAAAAAACAAGUCAUUUAUUUUAUUCCACUCAUAAACAAUUCACAUCAUCUUUGUACGUAAUCCAUUUUUUGUACAACAAUUAACUCUCUAUUCAAUUAAACAAUUAAAUAAUUAAUAACAUAAUAUUGCAUAUACUCAAUAUUAAAAUUAAAAAAAUAAUUAAGAGUAAGAAAAAAAUUACGAAAAAUUAAUAAUUAAUUAAUUAAUCAGUAAUAAUUAAAAAAAAAUUAAAUAUAAUUCGCAUUAAAAUGACUACGACAAUAAUUGGAUCUUAUGGUCGAUAAAUGCGAUUAUUUAUUUUUAUUUAUCAAUUAAAAUUAAUUUUUAAUUAACAAAUGUGAUUAUUGAUUUAAAUAAAUACGUCGAUAGAUAGAUUAGCCGAUAAUUUUAUAAAUAUAAUUUAUA